UUUCGUCCCAUAAAAGAAGUUAGUAGACAGAAAACGUAGGUAAUAUCAAGCGGACCUAAUAUAAAAGGCAGCAGUAAUCAUGCCGGGCGCAAGGCACAAGAUCCUUGGCCAUGUGCUAUCCGGCUUCUGUCAUAAAAUGAAUCGAUGCAAGCCACUACACGGGGAUUCCAUGGAUACUCCCCUAAAUAGAUGUUUAACCACUUUUGAUAUAACAUUACUCGGCGUGGGUCACAUGGUGGGUGCAGGGAUAUAUGUACUUACCGGAACUGUUGCAAAAUCAAUGGCUGGUCCUUCGACCGCACUAAGUUUCCUUCUGGCGGGGAUAACUUCGACUCUCGCUGCCCUUUGUUAUGCUGAAUUCGGGACUCGAAUACCACGAGCGGGUAGCGCGUACGCUUAUACCUAUGUCAGUAUUGGUGAAUUUUGGGCCUUUAUUAUCGGAUGGAAUAUUGUUUUGGAAUAUAUGAUUGGUGCUGCUUCAGUGGCGAGAGCUUGGUCAGGAUAUUUGGAUUCUAUAUUACAUGGGGCUAUCAGUAAUGCCACAGUAGCGUUAACUGGUGAACUUCAUGAAACACUUUUAAGCAGAUAUCCUGAUAUUCUAGCGUUUCUCAUAUGUCUAGCAGCAUCCUUGAUACUCGCUGCGGGUGUUAAAACAUCAGCCUAUAUCAAUAACGGCCUGACUAUUUUAAAUCUUUUGGUCAUCUCUUUAGUAAUCUUUUUGGGUUUUUAUUAUGCUGAUAUCAGCAACUGGUCAGAGAAAAAUGGUGGUUUUAUGCCGUUUGGUUUUAGUGGUGUGUUAGCAGGAGCUGCUACUUGUUUUUACGCUUUUGUAGGGUUUGAUAGUAUAUCUGCUUCCAGUGAAGAAGCCAAAGAUCCUUCUCGCUCUAUUCCUGUUGCAACAGUAUUAUCAAUGGCUGUAGUGGCUUUUGGUUAUAUUUUGGUCGCGAUGGCAUUAACUUUAAUGGUUCCAUAUAAUACAAUUAAUCCAGAUGCUGCGCUUCCAGCUGCUCUUGGUGCAGUCCACGCAGACUGGGCAAAAUAUGCAGUUGCUGUGGGUGCAGUAUGUGGAAUGACAACAACAUUACUUGGAUCCAUGUUUUCACUACCACGAUGUCUAUAUGCUAUGUCUGCCGACGGUUUGCUUUUUGGAUUCUUCAGCGACAUUAGUAACAAGGCCCAAAUUCCUGUUGCUAAUUUAGCUAUUUCUGGUUUAUCGUCUGCUUUCAUAGCUCUUCUUUUUGAUUUGGAAAAACUUGUAGAAUUUAUGUCUAUAGGCACAUUGUUAGCCUACACGAUUGUUAGUGCCGCCGUAAUAAUAUUGAGAUAUCGUCCAACUCCAACAACAGAAGAUAAAGGUUUUGUUGUCCCACAAUUAGAUUCACCUUGUGAUCGAGAGGAUAGUUCAGCAACUGGAACGCCAGCAACGGAUGGCGGAUCUUCUUCUUCUGAGAUGUUUGAAACAUUAACGGUCGGUCGUCUACGGCCUCAAUUCGCAUGGCUAGAACCUCUUGUUGGUGGCAGAGCCCCUGGUGCUGCUGUGACAUGUUCUGUGUAUACAUUUACGAUUGCUACUGCGGCUCUGUGUGCUCACAACCAUUUUCUCGUCGAACCUGCUGGAUUAUGGGUGUUAUUGCCGGACUUCGUUCUGAUUUUCAUCAUCAUCUCGUGUUUGGUGAUAAUCUGGGCUCAUCAACAAAGUCCGACUCGUUUACCGUUCCGUGUACCUUGGGUACCACUGUUACCUGCUGCAAGUGUGAUGCUCAACGUAGAACUUAUGAUUAAUCUGAAUGCUCUAACUUGGGCACGCUUUGCUAUGUGGAUGACUUUCGGUCUUCUUGUAUAUUUCCUAUACGGUAUCCAUCACAGCAAGCUGGGAGAGGGUGUCGCCGGUUUGCUAUCCAGCGGUGGAAAUAACAGCGAUUGGGGAGCAGUAGAAAAGACGAGUUCACGACGUAUUGGCCGCUUUGGUCGGAGCAGUAAAGGAGAUGACCGCAAACCCAUCAUUUGUGAAGACGAACUCUCUAGAAGAGAACCUUGAUUCCGAUCGUGAUAUCUGUUUAAAGACCCAAAAUAUUUAGGAUUUUUUUUUAAAUUUACGCGAUCGUUUCCCGUUGAAUAUAUCUGUAUUCUUACCGGAUUAUAUUUAACGCGCAGGUAACCAUUAUUUCUCUUGGUACCUACGUAUUAACGCCACCGCGGCAAAGAUUUAAUGGUUAGCAAUAGUAAAAUUGUUCGUGUUUUGGUAAUAAAAUUGCAUAAAUAAACGAAAAAUAUGGAAAAGCGAAUCAGAGCACCCCACUUUCCACCUGGUCUUGUCUGCCCUACCCCUAUAGUGUAUAUAAAAAACCGGAGGCGCGGAGGGAGAGCAGUCCUCGCCCGCUGUGACAGAGCA
Molecule: messenger RNA, 2392 nt
Organism: Bombyx mandarina (wild silkworm)
Lineage: Eukaryota; Metazoa; Arthropoda; Insecta; Lepidoptera; Bombycidae
Product: cationic amino acid transporter 4
Biological process (GO): amino acid transport; transmembrane transport
Cellular component (GO): plasma membrane
Molecular function (GO): amino acid transmembrane transporter activity
Source: RefSeq, a predicted model, not a curated record